AUGUCGAGAGACGUGGGGUUGAUUACAUUGAAGAAAAAUUACAGAGUGCACGUUUCGAAAGACAUGUGUAUAGUGAAGAGUUGGUACGUACUCAGACCUUUCGUCGUCGAGCACAUCGCUGGAUCAGGAUACGUGGCCAUUCCCUACUUCCUCGAUACGAAAGCCUAUCAGAUUGGCCAUAUCUUCGUGCAAGAAUCUUCUAAUGUGCAAUGCUUCUGUGCCGCCCCGCAGUUGAAAGUGCUUGGUCCUAUUCGCGACUUUCUUGUACACGAGAAAAGUAACGCUAAAUGGUUGGAUAAGAAUCUUCCAGUAAUUAAAACUACCGACGAUAACAGAGAUUUUCGAGUAAACCUGUACCAUGGUAAACACAAAAUGGAUUUCAAAGCUAUCGACUGCUAUUUCUUGGACAAAGCACCGGACUUGUUGAUCGAGGGAGAGAUGACCAUAGAUCGCUCGACUCACGAAGACCUCGCAACGGCGGAUUGGUUCGGUCUGAUUACCGGAGUGCUCGUUACCAACGAGUCCGCCAUUCGCUUGAGGAGAAAUUACCGCGAAAGAACGUUUUACAUCGGCGAAAGGCCGCACACUAUACUUUUUAAGUACGAGAUUUGCAAGAUGGACAAGAACGGAAGCGUAUUCGAAACCUCGACCGCGGAAAUGGACUGGAAGUGGCUGCCGGUGGAAGAAAGGGACAUGAACGCGUUACCUGUCACCGAAUUCGUAAGCCAAUCGACGAGAGUUAAGUCCUGA
Molecule: messenger RNA, 750 nt
Organism: Bombus pyrosoma
Lineage: Eukaryota; Metazoa; Arthropoda; Insecta; Hymenoptera; Apidae
Exons: 5
Coding region: 1-750 (249 amino acids)
Source: RefSeq, a predicted model, not a curated record